Messenger RNA from Cheilinus undulatus (humphead wrasse), 9047 nucleotides. RefSeq names its product solute carrier family 24 member 3 (gene slc24a3). Gene Ontology annotation, biological process: intracellular calcium ion homeostasis; calcium ion transmembrane transport. Gene Ontology annotation, cellular component: membrane. The coding region runs from base 103 to 2052 and encodes 649 amino acids. NCBI's taxonomy places the organism in Eukaryota, Metazoa, Chordata, Actinopteri, Labriformes, Labridae. Gene Ontology annotation, molecular function: calcium channel activity; calcium, potassium:sodium antiporter activity. The record is from RefSeq and is a predicted model, not a curated record. The transcript has 17 exons.
UCAUACCCCACAUCUCUCUGUCUCUUCCUCCUCGCUUCAGUUUCUCAGACCUUUGCACCACCACCGGGGGUUCCUCGGAACGCUCGCCGAGAGAAGAGCGCCAUGGCCCGCGUGGUGGUUGAAGGGAUGCCGCCGGAGACGGCCGUCGGAGGAGGAGUGAUGCUCGACCGACGGAGGAGCAAAGCCAGGCGGAGAAAGCGAAAGGAGUUGUUCGCCUUCCAGAUGUGCUUCGCGGGGGUACUGCUGGGUCUGGUCGUGGGGCUCCAGACUCUGGCACAGAAAGCAGGAUAUCAUGUUUCAAACUCCAUGGUUGAAGAGGGUGCAAGGUGGGAGAGUCGGCAUCUUCUACAAGAAGUUUACGACAACGAGUCUAAGCUCUACGCUGAGCCUGAAAAAAACUGUACAGAACCAGCCAUUCACGAGUUCCCCAGAGAUUAUUUCACCAACCAGGAGCGCAUCGAUGGAGCUGUGGGCCUGCACGUCCUCUGUGCGGUCUACAUGUUCUAUGCCCUGGCGUUGGUGUGUGACGACUACUUCGUCCCUUCGCUGGAGAAGAUAUGUGAGCGUCUUCAUCUGAGUGAGGAUGUCGCAGGAGCCACCUUUAUGGCAGCGGGCAGCUCAGCCCCAGAGCUGUUCACCUCCGUCAUCGGAGUUUUCAUAACUAAAGGUGACGUCGGGGUCGGCACCAUUGUGGGCUCAGCAGUGUUCAACAUCCUCUGCAUUAUUGGAAUGUGUGGGAUAUUUGCUAUCCAGGCAAUACGUCUGUCCCGCUGGCCCCUGAUGAGAGACUCCGUCUACUACACCUUAUCUAUCUCUGCUCUCAUAGUGUUCAUCUAUGAUGAGAAAGUGGUUUGGUGGGAGGCUCUCACGUUGAUCCUGAUGUAUUUUGUCUACAUUUUAAUCAUGAAGUUGAACUCCUAUGUUGUUCGUUUUCUGGAGCGGCGGAAGAAGAACUCAUCAGGUUUGAGAAAUGGAGCAGCAAGUAACGCUGAACUUGACGAUGGUUGUGACGCCACUGCUGUUCUCCUGAAGAAAGCAAACCACCACAGGAAGCCUUCAGUGCUGAUGGUGGAUGAACUACUGUCAGCAUACCCUCACCAGCUCUCCUUCUCUGAGGCCGGUAUGAGAAUCAUGAUCACCAGUCAUUUCUCCCCCAGAACGCGCCUCACCAUGGCCUCACGGAUGCUCAUCAACGAGAGGCAGCGUCUGAUCAACACACGGACUCUGACCAACGGUGACUCUGAUGUCCCGGUGAAAGGAGGAAGUAGGCGGGGCAUAGAAAACGGCCUAUCAGGAGCUGAAAGGGCUGUUGGCGGUCGACAUGAUGACCGAGAGGGGGGCAACGAGACGGAGAACGAGGACAACGAGAACAAUGAGAAUGAUGAAGAGGAGGAGGAGGAGGAUGGAGAGGGACCAUUUCUUCCCUUUGAGUGUCCAGCGGGCGUAUGUAACAAGCUAAAGUGGCUGUUAGCCUGGCCCCUGUGCCUGCUGCUGUACUUCACCAUCCCCAACUGCUCCAAGCCUCGCUGGGAGAACUGGUUCAUGCUGUCCUUCGUAGCCUCUACCCUGUGGAUCGCCGCCUUCUCCUACAUCAUGGUUUGGAUGGUAACGGUGAUAGGCUUCACGCUCGGUAUCCCAGAUGUCAUCAUGGGCAUUACCUUCCUGGCUGCCGGCACCAGUGUCCCUGACUGCAUGGCCAGCCUGAUAGUGGCAAGACAAGGAAUGGGUGACAUGGCGGUGUCUAACUCCAUUGGCAGUAAUGUCUUUGACAUCUUGGUUGGCCUUGGUCUGCCCUGGGCUCUGAAGACUCUGGCUAUCAACUACGGCUCUGAUGUCAAACUCAACAGCAAAGGACUGAUCUUCUCUGUCGGACUCCUGCUGGCCUCUGUGUUUAUGACUGUCCUGGGAGUUCACUUAAACAAAUGGACAUUGGAUAAGCGCCUGGGUUUUUCGUGUCUCUUCCUCUAUGCCGUCUUCCUGUGUUUCUCUUGCCUCAUUGAGUACAACAUCUUCACCUUCGUCAACCUGCCUACCUGCCGCGAUGACGAAUAAGACACAAACAUGCUCAUACAUUCACACACUAAUGCACACAAACGUGGUGUUUGCAAGGAAGUUUGGAGAAGCGAGGCUUUAAAUGGAUGGUGGUAGAUGAUGAUGAAAUGAGAACAUAAACAUAUUUUUUUUCAAAAGCAGGAAUUUUUUUUCAAAGCCUGCUUUUGUCUCUUUUGUGAGAAGAGAUCUCCUCCCGCUCCUUUUCUUUUUGUUGAUCUCCAUCUUUCUGCACAGUGCAAUAUGAAGCUGCUCUGGUGUUUGCUCACGACCAGAGAGUGUGGGAUUGAUUCCAGGAGCAGAGAUGGACACGACUGACUCUUUCUAAGCCCUCCCAAGGGACUGCACUGAGGACAACAACCACAGCUACAACAAAAACUCGACUACUGCUUGCUUCUGAUGCGAGGACCAUUUUUUCCCGGUGUUGUUGUGUGGAAGAUGUAAUGUUUACUAGCUGCUAACCUUUCCUGAGAGGAAGGGGCUUCUUUUAGGUUUACUAGUUGACAGUAAUAAUGAAAAAAGCAAUGAUGUGAAGGGUGGGAGGGAGUAGUUUAGCGCUGUGUUGCAGGAAAUGAGGAUUAUUAGAUGGUUUUAGUAGAGUGAUACCAGUGAGUGGAAGUUUUAAGGCAAAACCAGGAUCUGUUACAGCAGGUGUCUGCGAUAAAAUAAGCUUAAUUCAGUAGUUGAUGCAGCACAAAUCAACAUGUCAUUUUUACCCUGUCAUCCCAUUCAGAUUUUUCUCUGCCACUCAUGUAAACAUGGACUAAGAUUAAGGCACAGGAGAAAUGACAAGGCACCAGGAGUGUCUGGCAGGAACAUUGAUUGUUUUUCUUUCGCUUUGCUCACUCAGCAGAAGUUAUUAGCUUGUUUUACAAAGUGGAGAUAGUGGUGCAUUUAUAGUUUUCCAAUCUCAGAACCCAUUGGAAAACACUGUCUAUCUUUGCCUGAUAUAUGGUAUAUACCUUCAGGCAUGGACUUGAAUUUCUUUGUAAUUCUGGUUUAGCCAGAAUUACACGUUAAACAACUUCCAGGCAGGACUUUCUUUUCUGUCUGGCAUUUAUGUCUACAUCAUAUAUGCUGUUAUGUCUUUUUCCAUUAAAUCCUAGGUUAGUUGGCUGCAGCUUAUAUAAAGGGGUUGAUUCAUAUACCGGUAAAACAUGCUGGGAAAUGCAAGCUUCCAACCUCCAGUGGUAUUCCAUGUGCUGGAAUAUGUAACAACACAGACCCAAUUGACAGAAUUUGGUGCCAGUUUUUAACUGCUUUUCUCCCUUACCAUGUCAUAACUGUAAAGAAAAUAGAGUGUUUAAUCGGCACUUUAAACACCUAUUUUUUCAUCUAAAAAGUCUUUAACUUAUACUCCUGGAGGCUUGUAUACCGGUAUAAAGUGCUAAGACAUGCGUCAUCACUGCAAAUGCAUGCAACAGCCACCAUAACAAGACACCACACAUUGAAAAUUGUGUAUUGCAAGCAGCAGCUUCACUGCUCAGAACAUGUUGGAGUGCGUAACGACACAGACCACACUGACAGAGUUGAGGCCACUCUUUCACCGCUUUUCUCCCUUGUUAUACUAUAACUCUGCAUUUAGAGAAAACAGUGAGGGUAACAUUCUGUAAAUGAAGCUUGCGGAGGACUGGUUUGGCUGAAAACACUGGCUGGAUAACUCUGUGGGAUACAUUGUUGACUUUGUUAUGGGAAUCCCUGUUUGAAUCCUGCUCAGUGCACAAUGAAUAUCCGUCCCAGAUGUAUAUUACUUUGGAUAAAAGCAUCAUUCUGCUCAUUUAUGCUCUAAGUCUGACACACAUACGGAUAUGGACCAUUCUGUCUGUUCCCUGCGUUCAUCUUAUCCUUUUUUUGUACGUUCUCCUUUUUUUUAAAAUCAGUUUUCUGGUCAUUUUAAUAUGAUUUACUCUAAAAAGUUUGCUGAAAUAACAGCUUUGCCCAUCAAGAGAAGAAUAAUACCUUCAAAAUACACGUUUCCUUAAAUGCAUGUUGGUACAACUGUUUUCUAUGGUGUCCAGGUAGAGAGGAAAUCUAAAGGCUGAUUGGCUUUGCAGCACAAAAUCAGAGCAGGUUUGUGGCUCCAGUUUAAUCGUUUAUCUUUUAUGGAUUGUUUGCUGCAGUCUUAUGCCUCCUAUAGACUGUACGUUUUUAGUAAUCUUACAUGUUUCUCGUAUGCUAGACUGCGCAGCUUGAAUCUCAUACAACAGGGGUGUCAAAGUAAAUCACAGCAGGGGCCGGAUUCUGAAUUUAGGUCUGACCUGAGAGCCUAACGUGGUCAACAUUUAACCAUAAACUGUCAACCUCAUUUACAACUGUUAUAAAUUUAGGGGAAACAAUUUUGCACUGAUGAUAAAUGAUUUUGAGAUCUAAAAAAAUCUAAAUGAUAAUUAGUUAAAAUAAUUAGUUAAAAAGGUUAAAAUAUGACUUAAAAUUUAAAAUUGUGCACUGAAAAGGUCAAAACAUGAGAUAAAAAGUCAAAAUCAUAGAAUCAGGCUGUUGAAAAUAUGAAAUGAAAACACAAAUUAAUUUCUUUUCCACAUCCUGAUUCUUUAUGUAAUCAUUUUUAAGUCUUUACUUUUUCCUUUUUAAUGACUUAACAAGGAUAUUUUAAAUCAUCAAGGUUAAAUUUACAUUUUUAUUCUGUAGGAAAGCUGCAGACCUCGUACUGGUGGGCAGGUUGUAAUAAAAAUAUGAUAUGAUCUUGCGGGUGGGGUUUAGCUGUACCAUGUGCUGGAUUUUGGCCCCCAGGUUUGAUGUUUGACACCCCUGUCAUACAACAUCAACUCUGAUGUGUGCAGACUGAACGAUGACAACUCCCAGUUAACGCUGCUGAAUCGCAGGCUAAGACCUACGCCGAUAUGCAAGAAAUAAACCGCGUCAGUGUACGCUGCCAGUGCCAUUAUAAAUGAUGGAGCAAAGCAACAACAAAGCCAUUGUAAAUGUGGCAUUUAUAUGCUUAGAAAGACAUCUGGGAUUGAGAUUUUCCUCCUUGUUGGAAUCCCAUAAACUUCAGCGUUUUGGCAUUGUCUCUAUUCUAAUGCUAACUUGUUCAGUUGUUAGUGCCAGUGUCACGUUUAUCUUAACGCAGUUCCUCCCUGCAUUCUUAUUGGUUGGUUAUUUGAUGUAGGUUGUAGCAGCAGUCACAUUGUGAGAUGGUCAACAUAAAUUUCUGAUGUUGUCAGAAAUUUGAUCCCAGGCUAUCUUUGGUCAUGUUACCAUCACAACGGCCGUCCGUCAACCUGUCUCACAGUGUGAUGCUGCACCACAGUUUUAGAGCCAUGACAAAAUAUAUCACCCUGAUUGGUUACCUUUCGUCUGGGACAGUGCAAAAUUGCAGUGUUAUACCAGGCUUAUUUUGGCAGAUAUCUUCACAGUGAGGAAUAAAUCAUAAGGAUACUGACAAUGGGGGAAAGUAGGUGAUUUUCCAGUAUGCACAAGCUAAUUACAAACAGAAACCAAGAAGACUUGCUAAUAAUCCUGAUCCCUGAAGACAGCUUGAACAUUUUUAGGUUUAAAACAGAUUUAUAACACCCAUAUCAAUCUUUGAACUUGUAUAAUCUUGUACUUUUGUUGAAAUGGAAGCAAAACUAUUUGACUUACCACUAGCAAAUACUCAUCAAUACAAACUUCCAUUUGUCCACAUUGAAAAUAAAAGUGCUACAUGUCAUAAUGUGUAAGGGGAAAAAAGUUAAACUAACAGGGUAGGGAGAUAAAUAUUUAGCAGCUGUAGUGUGGAUGUGUACGCCUGCAUGCUGUUAGGACAACAUACAGCUACAUUUAAAGAUGCACACCUCCAUCAACAACACAGCAUUAUCCUUUCUCUUUUUAUAAAUUAACUAGGAUAGCAUCACAGCUGUAGCUCCUGUCUUUUGUACUGAAAGUUUAUUAGAUUUAUGAAGAGUUUUAUGCCCCUCUGUAAAUAACCCACCUCUGUAAAUCCCCCCAGAUGUGAUAUUUGUUAUUUAUUCAUGUCAAACGCACAUUCUCCUCUGGAGCUCACAAAACACCAAGGCAGAUUUUAUUUAUGGCUCCAGGGGGCUAUUCAAGUCCGUACCUAAGAAAAAUUCAGACCACUCGAGUUGAAACAAGCACAAAUUUCUCUGGAGAUGGAUUUCUUUUCUGAUAUCAAACGGAGUUCAAACUUGCACUGAAGAGCUUAAACUAGCUUCACAGGGAGACGCUAACUCUUCCUUCUCCUAAUGCAUGCUGAUUACAAGGACAGUACCUUGUAAAAUGAAGCAGGGUUGAAUGAAUCGAUCAUAUAGAGGAUUUUAAUCAAUGUGGGUUGAUGGACUGCUGCUUUUUUGUGAAGGAACCGACCAAAUAGACUCAAAAAGUGGAGGCAUUAUUGAACAGAGCAGCCGAGCAGAUUUGGUGAGGUGUUUUCUUGGUGUUGGAUGGAUGUCCAGCUCCCUCGCACCUCUGUAGUCCCAAAGAGGGAGUGAGGAUACUUUAGUGGUAUUAUCGUAGGAGUAGAGUAAAGAUGCAAUAUAAAGCAUCAGGAUUUAGUCCUAGCUCUGGUAUUUAAAGGCUGGGAUUGUUAUUUUUAUCCAGGAGUUCUUUGUAUUUUGUAAUGCCUAAUGUCUACUUUUGUCCAGAUAUGGUAGGUUUGUGGUACAUAAAUAUCCCUCCUAGUUUUUAGAGCAUGUACAUUGUGGUUUGUGAGCCCUACACAGGGAUUUUUAUUCCACUAUGGGAGUCGAGGCACGCCGGGGAAGUCAAAUUUCCUCAAAGACAUCCGUCCCUGCAGAAGUUGUCUGUCAGGGCCCGAUGAUUCUCACACAGAAUCCGUCCAAAUGUCAGCGAUUCCUCCACAGGCGCUCAUUUGAAAUGUCAAGUGCCCCGCUCUUUUUUUCUCACUAAGGGAAUUCAGAUGUUGGAGCAAAGUCUAAUUUUUGCUGGUGUUUUUUUUUUUAUUUAUUGAUCAGAAUUAUAUCAAACUGAAAAAUCUUGUAUUUUGAAUGUACAAAUGAUUAAUGUGCUUUGUGUUCAUAUUUAUUUCUUUAAGAGACACAUGUAGACCGGAAAACAGGGUUAAAUGUGUUUUUGAAUCUUAUGUAAUGCAAUAACGAUGACCUUACAAAUGUGUAAAUAUGCUCUAAUGAUCAAAGAUGAAUUUAUAAGAGUUUAAGAAGAUGUAAAUGAUGUUUCUCUGUGUGAAACAGCUCAUCAUUCCUUAUAAAAAUUAUUUAUGAAUGACUUUACAACAUCCAAACAGGACUGUUACACUGAGCCCGUCAGCAAGGUCACACAGCACAAUCAGUUUAGCUGGGUUCACUCAACAUAGAACCAAAUACUGUAGACGGUGGUCACCAUGUACGACUUCAGUUUACAGACUGACAUUUCAGUGAAGAAAUACUGUUAACCCUCAGUGAGCCAAGACAAAAACAGCUUUAUAUGAGUGACUUUACAUCCCAUCAUUGCUGACGACUUUUUAAAUAUUUCUGUCAAGCAGUUACGAGAUUUAAGAGGCUGUUUAGUACAAAUUUACACAAGUUCAAUCUAAAUACUUGGAGACGUGUAGACUUCAUCAUACAAAAGCUUACUUUCUCAAGAAAAUCUAUCUAUCUAUCUAUCUAUCUAUCUAUCUAUCUAUCUAUCUAUUAGUAAGUAAGUCAGUCAGUCAGUCAGUCAGUCAGUAUGUUUACAUGCAUAGACAAAGUUGAUUUAUUGUGUCCGUCCAGCUCAAACUGGACUUGUAUGUCAACAAGCAGUGAUCUAAUUUGUCUACAUCUGAUUAACACACUUAGAUAAUAGAGUACUGCAGUAAUAAUCCCUAAUAUGCUGAAACCUGUGAGCAUUUUGGCACUUCCUGUUCAAUGGCCUUAAAGCUAGUGAUGUUUAUAAAUGCAUUUUUGAGAUUUUGAGGUUUUUUUUAGCACUUGUUCAUUAGUUAGACCAUUGUCCACUGAAAUAUCCUAAUGAAGAUAUAACCCUUGCUUGACUAAUCUGUGCAUAUAAACGUACUGACUGAGCUCUGCUCUGUUUUUAUUAGAAUUUUCAUGAAUUGCAGUUUCCUGGGAUUUUCCUCUAUUAUGGGGCGUUUUCCACCAAGCAGUCUGGUUAAGUUCUGUAUGGCACGCCGCACAUUUUUUUUGCGUUUCCAUUGGGACCCUUACCAGUCAAAAGUUGGAAAGGGUCCCCUAAAACUGACUUGUACCGUCCCACUGUUUUGGCACUGUUACGUAGGGGUACCAGUCGGUGGGCAACUGUGGGUAGGUAGAGUCUGUCUUACAAUCAGAAGGUUGUGGGUUUGAUCCCCAGCUCCUGGCGUGACAUUGGGCAAGACACUUAACCCCAGUUUGUCCCACUGCUUCGUCGGUAGCGUGUAAAUGGGUAUCAAAGUGUAUGAAUGGGAUUAAUUAAUACUGAUGGCCAAUUCUCCAUAGCAGCUUCUGCCAUCAGUGAAUGGAUGUGGAUUGCUUGGUGAAACCUGGGGUGUAAAAUUGCUUUGAGGAGUCUGAUGACUAGAAAAGUGCUAUACAAGCUCAAGUCCAUUAACCAAUCUUACCUAUCCAUCCCAAAAAGGUGGAGCUACACACACAACAAUAGUGGUUUGCAGUGACGUCACUUUCAGUGCGCAACACGACUGCUCGGCCAGGCAGCAAAACAAAACACAGAACUCUGCUCUUUGAGGUGUGGCUGAAAACGGGAGAUAAACAGACUAAUAUCUGCUAAAUUAGGGAUAUCUGGACUCAACAGAGAUCCAUACUGUUUCCUGGAUCGUGGAUAUUUAUAUGUGGCCACUAAUUGAGUUUCCUGAUGUUUAUAUGGUCACAGCCUGGUCUAUCUGUGAUGGAUGUGAAAGGGAAUUAAUGUUGAAGUUUUGUGAAUAUGAAGCUUUAGAUCAGUUAAUUCUCCAUAUUGUAGCUAGCUAUGCUUUUGCUUCUUACUUUAGGUAACCUGUGAAAACAUAGCUCUGGGGUUGUUGAACAUGUUUGUAAAACUUCUGCAGCCUAUUUUAAAAAGAGAUCAGCGCACCCAGGAUUUCUUACUUA